Athene cunicularia (burrowing owl) is the source of this 1137-nucleotide messenger RNA. It is a transcript of the gene FASLG, whose product is annotated as Fas ligand. Gene Ontology annotation, molecular function: tumor necrosis factor receptor binding. Lineage: Eukaryota; Metazoa; Chordata; Aves; Strigiformes; Strigidae. Gene Ontology annotation, biological process: extrinsic apoptotic signaling pathway via death domain receptors; immune response; positive regulation of canonical NF-kappaB signal transduction. Gene Ontology annotation, cellular component: membrane. Bases 16 to 777 code for a protein of 253 amino acids. The record is from RefSeq and is a predicted model, not a curated record. The transcript has 4 exons.
AUCCCACUCCCAGCCAUGCAGCAGAACUUAAACUAUGUGUACCCCCAGAUCUUCUGGGUGGAUGGCUGUGCCAAUGCAAGUACUUCCUGCCCCCCGGCAUCCCCCGUUGCUCCUUUCCCACCACCAGUACCUGACCGGAGGAGAAAGCCAAGGGACAAGAGGGAAAGGAGGAGCGUCGGCUUCCUGGUGAUCUCCUUGCUGAUCCUGCUGGCCCUCACUGGAGUGGGGCUGAGCAUGUUUCAGAUUUUCCACCUGGAGAAAGAACUGGCUGAACUCAGAGAGUCUGCCAGCACUGAACACAUCCCUCCAGCUUUGGAGAAACUCAUAGGGCAGAAGGAGCAGUCAGUGAAAAAGGAAGUGACAAAGGCAGCACACUUAACAGGGAACCCAGCCCAGCGGGACCUCCCUCUGGAUUGGGAACCCAUCUCUGGUCACGCCUUCACUGAUGGCAUUCAGUACCGUGAUCAGGGCCUCAUCAUCAAUGAAACUGGCCUGUACUUUGUGUACUCCAACGUGCUCUUUCGGGGCAGCAUCUGCAGCAGCCAGGUAUUGACUCAUGUUGUCUACAAGAAAAACCCAGCUUCACCAGGCAGCCACAUCCUGAUGGAGGAUAAAGGCAUCAACUACUGUACAAGUCAGAAAACAUGGGCCCGGAAAAGCUACCUAGGCGCUUUAUUCAAGCUCAGGGAGAUGGACAGUUUGCAUGUUAACGUCUCCAAAAUUGCUCUGGUUAAUUUUGAGGAAUCCAAGACAUUCUUUGGCUUAUUUAAGCUUUGAAUGGGGCUGUUGGAGCAUGGCUGAUAGCCCCCACCGCCACACUAGGACACGUGAGGGGUGAGUGCUGCCUGAGUGGUAGUGGCCAAGCCAGGGUCUCACACAUCUAAGCUCACCAGGAAACUAUAUUUUGGUCUUCUGCAUGAUGCCUUCAGCAUCUUUUUGCUCAAGAAACUGGUAAAGGCUUGAAAGUGGACCUCUGGGAAACACCAGGGCUCUAUGGCAUCAGCCUGAAGAGAAUUUUACAUUUUUCCCCUCUGAAAAGAAACCAACAAACUCAAAAUGUGCUGAAGACCUUGCUGAAACUCACUACUUGCUACCUGAGAAGAUGCUGGUGCCAGGAGCCCUGCAUGGUGUCAUGGC